This is a messenger RNA of Coregonus sp. 'balchen', 907 nucleotides long. The record is from the annotation of a GenBank genome assembly. NCBI's taxonomy places the organism in Eukaryota, Metazoa, Chordata, Actinopteri, Salmoniformes, Salmonidae.
CCCUACAAUGACCCCGUCGAACCAAAAAGCUCCCAAAGCAGCCAGCCCUCCCACAUGCUGCCCCCCAAGCAGCCCCUGUACAGUGUGCCCCCGCAGGCCUCCUCCCCCUACGGUCUGGGCCCCGGCUCCUUCCCACUGUCAGACCUGCAGAGCUUCGCCGGUCCGCCCCACCACGCCCUGGCCCGGACCCUCAGCCAAUCCCAGAUGCUGCCGCCCAGCAUGAGUGCCUCACCCCCCUCCCCCUUCCAGAUCAGCCCGCCCCUCCACCCCUCCCAGCUCGCCCUGCACCAGAGCUCCCUGCGCAUGCAGCAGGUCCAGUCGCACUCAAUGGGGCUCCAAGGGUCUCUGCACUCACCUCCUCUCAGCCAACAGGUUAGUCCAAUCUCUGUUCUCCAGCGUUCAGCCCUGCUUGGCCAUUCAGAGUUGUGGGGAAACAUUAGAAAAAGGUGAUAGAGCUGUUAUAUAAUGUGAGUAUUAAUGAUCUCAUGACACUGGGUGAUUUAACUAUUAUUGAUCAUAAGUUCAAACAUAGCUUUUUAGACUAAGGAAGCACCUUAAAGACCUGGUAUCCGUGCUGAUCCUAGAUCUGCACCAGAGUUUAGGGUCACUUUGAAUUUAAGCCAGUGUCCACUUACUCCCCAACUUAAAAUAAGUUGAGCAUUGCCCACAUUGCCUGCAGUAGACGUGAACGUCAUGCUACUGGGAAGCCCACCAACCACAUUGGAGCAUUUGAAGUGGUAGCAUUUUUUAACUAUUUCCUCUUGUGCUCCAGGGGUUCUCUCACAUUCAGGAUUACCAGAACAGUGUGGGGGGGUCCCAGUCCCCGGGGGCGCCCAACCCAGGGCACGGACAGAACCCCGACUGGGACGGCGAGUACUGCAACCGGGACUGUGGGCCCAACCAUUGC